This is a messenger RNA of Paramacrobiotus metropolitanus, 3198 nucleotides long. RefSeq lists its product as uncharacterized. Bases 1 to 2535 code for a protein of 844 amino acids. Gene Ontology annotation, biological process: protein deubiquitination. Gene Ontology annotation, molecular function: RNA binding; cysteine-type deubiquitinase activity; cysteine-type endopeptidase activity. The transcript is spliced from 8 exons. Lineage: Eukaryota; Metazoa; Tardigrada; Eutardigrada; Parachela; Macrobiotidae. Gene Ontology annotation, cellular component: nucleus; cytosol. The record is from RefSeq and is a predicted model, not a curated record.
AUGACGUUAACCGUUAACGAUAAUGUGGCUGCACUAUACAAUCUGUAUGCAAUAGUGGUGCACAGCGGGAAUUGUAUGGAAGUCGGGCAUUAUUUUUCUUAUGUUAAUCCCAGUGGGUCACAAUGGUUUUGCAUGAAUGACUGUCAGGUCAGCCGUGCGGAUAAGCAAGAGGUAUUCAGUGCGGAGGCGUAUUUAUUGUUUUAUAUGCGCAUGCCUAAUGAUCCACCGAUCAACAGCCAGCAGCUGAGUACGUUGGUGCGUGCGUCGGGUGGGCUGCUACCGGUCAUCGAGUCGCAGAAAUCUCCCACCGGACCGCAGUUGGAAAACUGUCCCAGCGGUGAAUUGGCCUGCGAGGAAUUGGCCAGCGAGGAACUGGCCUUUUCCAGCGCCGAUGAUCCCGCGUCCGCCAGUACUAAUCUCAAAGGAAACACCAGUGAUGCACCUUCCCUCUCCCCAUCACCUUCCACCAUCGCUCGGAGUUCCGCGCAGUGCGGGACUCCACUGUUAACGCCGCGUGUGUUAACGUUUGAUUCGUCUCCACCGCCACAGAAACUCCCACAACCGUCCCAAUCCGGCAAAUCUCUCGUUCCGUACACGGAAGACGACGAGGACGUUACUCCGACACCUCUUCCGGCGUCCGGUAAGAGUUCCGCGUCAACCACGUCCUCCGAGAGCACCAAAGAAACCCCGGUAUCCGCGAAGGGCGUCACUCCGGCCAAGGAGACUACGACGCUGCGGCCAAAAGUGUACAGCCCGCCGGUGGCGCGUGCGGAGCAGCUUCCACCGAAGUCCUCCACCAUCAGCUCCCCUUCACCAUCCAGUGCGACUAGUGUCGCAAAAAGAGUUUUGGCGGCUCUGCGACUGGAAGUGGAGGGCGUGUCCGUGACCAAGGAGGUCCUGCAGCGCGUGGAGGAGAUGGAGCGACUCCUGCGGGAGUUUGUAAAGCGGACGAUGGACGAUCAGGUGGUGCCGGCCGUAGGUUGUCCGGACAGUGAGCCUGACAAACGCGAGCGAAAUUCGUCGGGCAGCAUCAACUCGUCUGUGACUUCCAGUACGGGAAUGGUGUGGGUGGAGAAAGACAAAGCAAGCGAUGGUGUGACUGGUGUCCGAGUCGCUGCGAUCCCAGCCGGAAACGAGACGCAACGCGAGGGCGUCUGCGGGAGUGGUCCGGUGUCGUUGCAUUUGGACGAAGUCAUGGGUGUGUUGGACGUCCACAUCAAGACCCCCGAGCGGAAAGACAACCCCGCCGCCGAUGCCAACGGCGAGCAGCCUGCUCCCAUCGUGGAAACCGCCGUCGAAGUGACCAAAGCGGCCAUCAGCGUCGCCGGCCGCCCGGAGGACCGCGAAGCCAUCCCCAGCCCGGCGCAUCAGAGCGAUGUCAUUGGGAUCGGCGGCCAGCGCCGCAAUGUGGAUGAAGCCAACGAAAAGCUGGCGGCGCGCGUCAAGGAGCUGGAGAGGUUGGAGAAACAGCGGGCGGGGCACAACUACCCCGCAGGGGUGCGCGUGGACAUCACGCACCAUUUGCAGAUCAGCGGCCAGCACGGCGGGAACAUCCGCAAGCUGCGCAACGAGUUUCAAGUGGAGAUACAGUUCCCGCAAGACGCCGCUGCCAGCGCGGACGCCGACAAGACCGUCACCAGCGGCCUGGAGUCGCAGGCGCCCGCGGCGCGCGACAAGGGCCAAGCCCGCACUGAAUCCGAGAAGCGCAAGUCGCGCGUGGAGGUGCCGCUGGACAGCCGCAUCCAGUUGGGCGACGUGGUGGCGCACGAGACAUUCCGCGCCUACCACGCCCCGGCCCCCGCCGCCCAGCGCCAGAUAGCCCGCGAGAACGGCUCAGCCACGGCCGGUGAGUUCGUGGUGAAGGGCGCGCCCUGCGAGCGAAACCUAAAGGUAUUUCCCACGAUGAAGCGCGGCAACUCUAUCCCCGACGCAUCCGCCGCCCACACCAGCGGCGAGACGUUGGCGCCCACCCAGAAGACCAGCGGCAAAGCCCCCGCGGAAGUUGUCCCCGGCAGCCCGGAAGAGUGCGAGAUGGCCAAACAGGCGCUCCUGCUGGGCGAACGAGGAAAAGGAGAUGCGCGAGUGUCGCGCAAGAAGAUGCAGACACGCGGCGUGGUGAAGAAGACUGAUGCAAAGGUAACUUCCCUUCGCCCCGUUCAACCGGGCAAGGAAGCGGUGCCUCCGAAAGCUCAGCGCGGAGGCGAUAUUCUAACGCUACGAAGGUACGAAUAUUUGCGGGACUCCGGGAAAGACAAUAAGUGGCAUUGUCGUAAGGAGCGUCUCUGUGUGGCCCGGCUGGACAUGAGCACCGGGGUGCCUAACCUGUACCGUCCCCACAAUCACGAUCCCGUGGUGCCAGAUGACCAGCAGCAGCAGCGCCUGGAGCCUACGGCGCACACGGAGGAGUCCCCGGCGCCCGUCACCGUGGUGGAGACGGAGGAGAACGAGCAGCGGACACGGGACGAGCCGAAGAAGGCGGCCAAGAGGGACUAUGCCCGAGAUAAAAAGGGGCGAUUUGCGAAGAAGGACAAGUAGGAGCGGUAGCGCGCUUCUGUCUUGGAUACCGUGGAGAGAGCGGAAAUGCUUAAGGCGAGAGUGAAAAUCCGUCUGUGGGUUGCAUCAGUUGGAAGGCACGCCGCAGUGGAUUAGUAAUCGUCGCGGACUCGCCAAGUGAUUCAUGACAAUUGUCUUGACGUCUUUCGCACAAUUCGAUCAGUAUUUUCGUCAUCUGGAAUGUGCCAACUGUCCAGUUCGUUGCAUAUUUUCCUGGGAUUCUCAGACAGAAGUGGUAUGGUGUUGAAACGCGUUUGAACGUGAAACCCGCGAUCCAGUCAGCUGACUGGAGCUCGUAUGGAGCCAUAGCUCAUCGCAUUCCAGUUAUUCGUCUUACUUCUUGUAUCUUGCUUGCCCUGCCAGUGCGUGAUUGGAAGAGAGGAGAUUUGUGACGGUGUCUGUUUGUGAUAAGGGGAGUGAUCGGAAGAGAGGAUGGCGGUGGCUGAAGUGGUUCAAGAGGGCCUGUCGCAUCUGGGUCGCAGCAGCCUGAGCAGCGGGAGUCUGCUGCGCUACACUGCUACAGCCGUACAGCGUCAGCGCCGCCACGCUGACGGCGCUCAGCUACCACGUCUACCGCGAGUACAACACCAAGAAGACCACGGGCCAGUCCUGGAAGGAGCUGGCCAGCGAGCGACAGCGCAACGC